AUGGCCUUGGUUACUGUCGAAGUAGGCGAAGCCAGAAAGGGCGAAGGUGCCCCAAGAAGAAGAGCUGCUCAAAGAGACGGAGCUAUUGAAAGACCCAUUGACUCCAAGGCAACAACGCUUCCAGAGUUUUUUGAGGAGUGUGUCAAGAGACAUGGCGACCGUAAGGCCAUGGGCUGGAGAGACUUGAAGGAGGUGCACGUGGAGACGAAAAAAGUGACGAAGAUUGUCGAUGGUGAAGAAACCAAGGUUGAUAAGGAUUGGGAGUAUUUUGAAAUGUCCUCUUACCGUUACCAGACUUACCCAGAAGUGCUUGACUUGGUUAAGCAGUAUGGUCGUGGUUUGGUGAACAUUGGCAUCAAACCUAACCAGGAGAACAAGUUGCACAUUUUCGCCUCCACCUCCCACAAGUGGAUGAAGACUUAUUUGGCCACCCAGACCCAGAACAUUCCAAUUGUCACUGCCUACGACACUUUGGGUGAGCAGGGUUUGACCCACUCUUUGGUGCUCACUGAGUCCAACGCUAUCUUUACCGACAACAAUCUUUUGAGCGCCUUGAUCAAUCCUUUAAAGAAGGCUGAAAACGUCAAGACUAUUAUCCACGCGGAGAAGAUUGACCCAGAGGACAAGCGCGCCGGCGGCAAAUUCUACCGUGAGGCUAAGGAAGCCAAGGAGAAGAUUCAGGAAAUCCGUCCGGACAUUAAGUUUGUCUCCUAUGAUGAAGUUAUUGAGGCUGGUAAGGAAAAGCCUUCCGAGAAGUUCCAGUACACUGCUAAGCCAGAAGAUGUUUCUUGUAUCAUGUUCACAUCCGGUUCCACCGGUGAUCCAAAGGGUGUCCUUUUGACCCACGCCAACAUUGUCGCUGGUGUCAGUGGUCCAUCUACUUGUGCCGGUAGAGAUUUGGUCAGUAACAAUGAUCGUGUUAUCGCAUUUUUGCCAUUGGCCCAUAUUUUCGAGUUGGUGUUCGAAGUUCUUACCUUCUGGUGGGGUGGCUGUCUUGGUUACGCCAACGUCAAGACUUUGACUGACACUUCUGUGAAGAACUGUAACUCUGACUUGCAAGAGUUCAAACCUACCAUUAUGGUGGCUGUCGCUGCUGUCUGGGAAACGGUCAGAAAGGGUAUCUUGGCCAAGGUCAAGGCUUUGCCAACCGUCACCCAAAAGAUUUUCUGGGCUUCUUACAAGGCCAAGACUGUCUUCACUAACAACAAGAUCCCAGGUGGUUCUAUCUUUGAUAUCGUUUUCAAGAAGGUUAGAGCUGCCACUGGUGGCCACUUGCACCACGUCUUGAAUGGUGGUUCCCCAGUCUCGAGGGACACUCAAGUAUUUAUUUCCACUUUGAUUGCCCCAAUGUUGGUUGGUUACGGUUUGACCGAGACUUGUGCCAACUCCAGUAUUCUUGAGCACAACCGCUUCGAGUACGGCUCUGCUGGUACCAUUGUUGGUUCUGUUACAGCCAAGUUGAUCGAUGUCCCAGAAGCUGGUUACUUUGCAAAGGACAACCAGGGUGAGGUUUUGUUGAAGGGUGCUCCAAUCUGUUCCGAGUACUACAAGAAUCCUAAGGAAACCAAGGAGGCAUUCACUGAAGAUGGCUGGUUCAAGACAGGUGAUAUUGGUGAGUGGGACUCUAACGGUGCUUUGAAGAUCAUUGACCGUAGAAAGAACUUGGUUAAGACCGCCAACGGUGAGUACAUUGCCUUGGAAAAGUUGGAGUCCAUUUACAGAUCUAACGCUGUUGUUUUGAACAUCUGUGUCUACGCUGACCAGAACAAGGUCAAGCCAAUUGCUAUUGUCAUUCCAAAUGAAGCUGCCCUUAAGACUCACCUUAAGGACGAUAAAGUCUACAGUGAUUCGGAAUUGCAGUCUAAGGAGCUCGCUACUUUAUGUCAUGACAAGAAGACCAUUAGCUCUGUUCACAAGUCCUUGGUGGCUACUGGUAAGUCGCAAGGUUUGAAGGGCAUUGAGUUGAUUCAAAACGUUGUCCUUGUUGAUGAUGAAUGGACUCCUCAGAAUGGUUUCGUUACUUCUGCCCAGAAGUUGCAGAGAAGAAAGAUCUUGGCUGAAUACAAGGAAGGUGUUGACGCUGCUUACAAAUAA
Messenger RNA from Candidozyma haemuli, 2094 nucleotides. RefSeq names its product long-chain fatty acid-CoA ligase (gene FAA4). Gene Ontology annotation, molecular function: long-chain fatty acid-CoA ligase activity. Gene Ontology annotation, biological process: long-chain fatty-acyl-CoA metabolic process; long-chain fatty acid metabolic process. The record is from RefSeq and is a predicted model, not a curated record. The transcript has a single exon. NCBI's taxonomy places the organism in Eukaryota, Fungi, Ascomycota, Pichiomycetes, Serinales, Metschnikowiaceae. Gene Ontology annotation, cellular component: lipid droplet; endoplasmic reticulum; plasma membrane. Bases 1 to 2094 code for a protein of 697 amino acids.